Exophiala mesophila is the source of this 3136-nucleotide messenger RNA. RefSeq lists its product as uncharacterized. The record is from RefSeq and is a predicted model, not a curated record. Gene Ontology annotation, biological process: protein phosphorylation; intracellular signal transduction. Gene Ontology annotation, molecular function: protein serine/threonine kinase activity; ATP binding. Lineage: Eukaryota; Fungi; Ascomycota; Eurotiomycetes; Chaetothyriales; Herpotrichiellaceae. Bases 590 to 2857 code for a protein of 755 amino acids. The transcript has 5 exons.
CUCAGACCUCUGGACAUCCCACCUCCCGCCCGCACUCUACGCCCUGGCCAGCAAUAAGAGUUUUGCCGAUUCUAUCAUUAUUACCUACCUAUUGAAUCGCCUCUUGUAGCAACUUGGUAUUACCGCCACUACCACUACCACUACCACCACCACCCGUCCCUGCGAUCUGUGACUCGAAAUCUACUUCCAACUACAGCUUCAUCCUCAACUCACCUCACCUCAGCAUUCAUUCUUCGCUUCAGAUAUAUUGAUAUCAACUCUACUAUUCUGGUCAUAUUACUCUUAUUCUUGCUGCUCCUUCCAUUGUGCCCAAGCUACCACUCAGCUAUCUCACUCGUUUUCUCAUCCCCCACCCGCGACCCUCCAUCCACCACCGUCUUUCCCGAUCCACAUUUCUUGUCCUCUCUUUUGCGUCCGUUGACGCGUCUAUGUCCAUAAAAUCUCACACUUUCAUAUAGACCUACCUCCAGUUUUCAUCUCGCAUUCUGCCUAGACUGGCCGCACGCUUUACAUCCAUCCUCCCCGACAGAGGUCGAUUAUCCUUGCCAGACGCCAUCAGGCUCAACAGACGAUCCGGUCGUCCCGCAUCAUGACGUCCAAACUCUCCUCCAUGUUUUUCCCUGGCGAAGAUCCCAAAGAUUCAAAAGGAUCAAAUACGCAAGAAAACAAAAGUGCAGACCCGGGAGCUGCCGAACGUUCCAACGUCCGCUUUGCCGCACAAGACGAAGAAAUCGACCCCCUCGAUGAGAGCAGAAGAAACUCAAACUUAGGAGACGCUCGUGAUGAAGAUUUGACCCCAGAAGCGCAUGAACAAAUCAGGAAUUUGGCCAUGACCCUCCAAAAGUCCCGGCUGCAAGAAAACAGAAUGGCCAACUUUGCCUACGAACCAGUCUCUAUGCCCGCCUCAAGAGUCCAUUCGAGAGAGAGUGAGGCAAGCGGCACUCCACGUGGCUCUACACGACAAGGCCACAGUUCCGUAUCCUCAGCUGUCCACUCACCGCCCCUAACACCUCACGGCUCCAAGGAUGGCCGAGCAGAUUCGGUUACUAGCACGCGUGGGCAACAAGGACAAUCAGCCAUCACCCCCCAGACAUCCCCUCCCUCGGACCUCCAAGGAAGAUCUCUAUCACAGUCAAUCUCUCCAUCACAAGCUACCCCCCAUCCACAGAGACACGAGGGCGCAGACUCAAAGAGACCUCGAUUUGAAAUCGGUCCUUCUGAAUCGGCAAGCCCCGUCGAGAGCCCGGUAGGAACACCAUCGCUGCGACCAGCCUCACCACAACCAGGCACAUUACCUCAGUCGAGAGCCGGCGCAGCUCUCACCGAGGCCAAGGUCGAGAAGACUGAGCAGCGAGAAGCCAGCCAGCAAAGACAUUUUGGAAGUGUCGGAAGGGGAUCUUUAGCUCCUGCCAUUGCAGCGGCCGCCGAGAGACUCCCACGGCCCGGUAGCAGUGGUGAUCUAGGAGCUUCGGAAAAGCGGAGUUCCAUCUUUGGAUCCAAGAAAGACCCAUAUUCACACGUCACCGACAGUGGUAGUGAGAGAUCUGGCCUCGAAGGCAAGAAACAUGGUUCAAUGUCCGAGUUGAAGCGUUUUUUCAGGCUUGGCCACAAAGACAAGCACCAUAAGCACGAUCGACAUUCCGAUUCUCCCGCGCCUUCGGUCCCAGUCUCGCGCAAGAGCAGUUCCAAAUCCGGGACGCGGACACCUCCUCAUCAAGCACCACCGCCCAAUGUUCCGUUUGCGGAUGACCACAGUCUGGAAGCCAAGUAUGGCAAGUUUGGCAAGGUCUUGGGGUCCGGUGCAGGUGGCUCUGUGCGACUGCUCAAGCGUAGCAGCGAUGGUGUCACUUUUGCUGUCAAACAAUUCCGAGAAAAGCACUCAUGGGAGUCGGAAAAGGACUAUUCCAAGAAGGUGACUGCUGAGUUCUGUAUUGGAUCGACCUUGCACCACGGCAACAUUAUUGAAACCAUGGACAUCAUCCAAGAGAACCAUCGAUGGUUCGAGGUGAUGGAGUACGCCCCUUACGACUUAUUCGCAACCGUCAUGACGGGCAAAAUGACUCGAGAAGAGAUUGCAUGCUCGUUCUUGCAAAUCGUCAACGGAGUCAGCUAUUUGCAUUCAAUGGGCCUUGCUCAUCGCGAUCUGAAACUGGACAAUGUGGUCAUCAGUGAACAUGGCAUUAUGAAAAUUAUUGAUUUUGGCAGUGCCACGGUUUUCCGGUAUCCAUUCGAAAACGACAUUGUUCUUGCGACCGGUAUCGUUGGUUCUGAUCCGUAUCUCGCACCUGAGGUUUACGACGAACGAAAGUAUGACCCCACGGCCACAGAUAUCUGGUCAUUGGCCAUCAUCUUUUGCUGUAUGUCGCUGCGGAGAUUUCCCUGGAAGCAACCUCGAAUCAUCGAUAAUUCGUACAAGUUGUUUGUGUCACCUCCCACACCAGGCACCCCGGUCCCAGAUUCUCAGCCUCGGAGAGCGUCACACCUCAGUCCACAAGACGACGGCCAUCGAAGAGGGUCUGAAGCCAAUGGCAGCAGUUCUUCACAUCAACACCAUCACUCGGACGCUCACGAGGGUUCGGAUUCACGGCCAACCACAUCCAGCGGUGAAAAGCAAGAGGUCAUCAAAGGUCCUUGGAGAUUACUCCGGAUCCUUCCGCGAGAAAGUCGACAUAUCAUUGGACGCAUGCUCAAAGUUGACCCGUCAGAACGCGCCAGCAUGGAAGAAGUUCUCGAGGACGAGUGGAUCCUCGGGGCCAAGGUGUGCUAUCAAGAAGAAAAUGGGACGAUUCAUCGAGCUGAAGGACACACCCAUGUGCUUGAAGCAGGAUCAGGAGGCCCUCCUCCGGCCAAAGUGUAGAACAAGGCCAUCAAGGCUAUGAAGAAGAGAUUCUGAUGCGUUUGGGCCAACUUGGACGAAGACAGGAGUACAGGAACGGAAUCAAUGACGACUGGAAACUCCUCCAGAACAAUAGGUGGAAGCAUGUUUGAUGUGGAACUUGGCGACAAAGAAGAUGGCGCUUGAUUCGGAUCUUGAUCAAGGCAAACGAUCGGAGUGGUUUGGCUCUGGACUUUGAUUAUAAUGUAGAUAGCAUGUCUGAUAUUGUGAUGAAUGAGAAUACUUCAAUCUAUAACAAAA